CUAGAAACAGGAAACGGAAGUUGCAUCAGGAGAGCUAGUUAUAUAAAAAUAACGAUAAAACGGUACGAAGGUCAAUCAGUCAAUCCAAAUCCGAACUAAAGGAUAAAAACAAAAAUGCCACGAAGAGGUAGAUCACAAGGAGUUAGCAGGUGAGGAAUGUUGAGGAAUAUCGUUAAAUAUCCCAUGGCGUAAAAUAAAUGCAAAAUAUUCAGUUUUACUCGGUCAAUUUAUUCUGUCGCCUCAUCAAUGAUCAAUUCAAUCAUUUCAGGCGUGCCUCGGUCUCCUCAUCUGAGGCAGAGUAUCUCAAUCAUUUUGGUACUUUUGUGGUUUUAAGAAUGUCGUGUAAGUGUAAGCAUAUGCCUAAAAAUUAAUUAGGCCUGUAGCAUAUACCUCUAAAGGAAAUAUUAACUUAACAUACCGAAAAGGCAUAUUAGUAGGAUUUAAUAAACAACAUGAGAUAUUUCAGAUACUGAAGUGGCUAUUAUUAUUCGGACCUGGGUCCGAGAAGUUAGAUGUUGGGAUUAAAAUUAAAAAAAAAAAAAUGUCAGGUUGUAAGAUAAAAUUUGGUAUCAAAUGAAAGAUAAUUGAAUGGACUAUAUGUUUGUAAACUUAAUUCUUCAGUUUAACUAAAACUAAAAUAAACUACCACAAAUCAUAACAAAUGACAUCCGAAUAGCAUUGAGUCUAAAGGGACCUGGGUCCAAAUAGCGGCAAUGCGUUUCCGGUUCCAUCUUGACUAAAUGCUAUUCGGAUAUCAUUUGUGGUAGUCCAUUUGGCUAUUGUUGGGACUAACACCCAUGACGUCAUUUGUGUGUUUAUUUAAAAUUUGUGUUGGAGUCAUUACCCUUUGUUCAUUUUAUUAUUGGCGGAAGUGCUGAUGACAUGUUUCUAUUUAAAAUUUUAAUUAGUUGAUUAUUUAUAAUUUUAAAUUAUCAUUGGUUGGCUAAUUAUCAUAUUUUAUUUGCGCCACCUUCUUUUUAAUAUGUUGGCCUAACGAAGUGGUUAUGCGCAGCCGUGAGGUCUAUAUUCUUCCUGUGUUACAGUAUCAAUCAAUAAGGGUGCAUCGUUAUCGGUUGACUGGGUGGUCGAAUGGUACAAACUGACCAAACCUGAAGUUGGUGGUCUCGAGUUCAAUUUCAGCCAAAGACAAGCCAAUAAUACGUGUCAGUUGCUAUGUUUGUUCUCGAGAAUGAAGCAAAAUCAACUAGGCUUAUUGUUUUACGUUUGUUUUGGCUAAAAAAUGUUAAAACAUGAGAAGAAUUAGUAACUUGACCAAUGUAAUGUUAAUAAUGGUAUUCUUAUAAUUAUCAAAUAUAUGUUUGUGUUAUUAACAUAAAUUUUGUGUUGUUAACUAAUUUUGUGGCAGAUAAAAUCAUGUUUCUCUGGUACAGUAAUAAAUAUAAUCAUGGGUUGAGAGUAGCAGUAAAAAAAUCGCUGUAGGGGCAGGGGUUCUGUAGAGGGGGCACUGUAAGUAAUACUUUCACACAGUUAUAGUUUUGCAUGGAAGCUGAAAAUUGUUACAUUUAGGUCAUCAAAAAAAAUAAAAUCAUAAAUGAUAUAAUUUAAAAAAAAAUAAAUAGAAUGUAUUUCCUGAAUUAGUCAGUAAAACCAACCACAUGGUCAUAGCAACAUAUAAGAACCUAAUCAAUCAAAAUACAUAACAAUAACUAGACUUAGACCGCGUUAGGCUUAGACUCUAAGAAAUAUAGACUUUGACUUAUACUUAUAAUUAUAAUAUAUAAGAUACAAGCAAUAAUACUAAUAAUAGCACUAAUACUAAUAAUAUUGCUAUCAACAAUUUCAAUAUUAAUUAAAAUUAAUUCAAUUAAAAUCUUACGUUCAACACAUCCAAAGUUCUAGUUCAAAACAACCCAUCAUGCGGCUAAUUACGCAUAAUAUUUUUUUUUUAAUUGCCAAACAAGCGAUUGAUAAACAUUAUUUGGCUUAAUUCCUAGCCGACUGCGUAUAACCCUGAGAGUUAUACGCAGUCAGCUGUUAAUAACCCUCAGGGUUAUGCGCAGUUGACUGCGUAUAACUCUCAGGGUUAUGCGCAGCCGACUGCAUAUAACGCUUCCCUUGGCCUAAUGUCGGCAGUUGUGCUCCAAUAUUUUCUUUUUUAUUUGGAACCUGCAAUAAAGUGUGUAUUGUUGUGCUCCAAUUAUUUGGUUUUUUUUAUUUGGAACCUGCAAUAAAGUGUAUAUUUCAUGAAACUGUAAGUUGGGUUUUAAUUAUUUCUUUAAGAAUUAUUUUUGGCCUCUUUUUUUUCCCAGACCCCUCCCCCACUUUAAAUACCAAAAUCAGAAACAAAUAAAUUAUCUGGGGAGGGGUGACCCCUCCCCAAUGUAAAAAAAAAUGAAAUAAGCCAACAGUUGAUCCAUAAACUAGGGGUGUGCCGGAUCCGUUUUUUCCAACCGGAUCCGGAUUUUCUUAUGCGAAAUCCGCCGGAUCCGGAUUCCGGUUUCUCCCAUAUUCCGGAUUUUGGUACUAUUGGUAGAUACUUCGGUAAGUCAAGGUGGACUACUACUUUUUGUGUAUGGGAAUUCGCAAUCGGCGCCAAAAAAUCCGAGUUUUUAAUUUUCCGAUGUGUGUGUCUAUUUAUUAUUAAAUUAGUAUUUUCGAUAUAUAUUUGAGUUCCGUUCCAUUUGGAUAAGUGUCUUACGAGAGACGCCAUGUUUCUACGCGUUCGCAGCAGGUUAUGCAGCUCGCUCAACCUAAUUUCGCCAUGGGGUUGGCCACGCCCCCCUUUUUAAUGGCGGAAGUUGACGAUACUUAGGAAAUAUUAAUUUAUUAUCACUAUUUACAUCAAAAUAAUUGAUAACUUGUGUUUCAGAAUGCAUUUAAAGACAUUUAAACUGGAAUGUUUUAAUUUGAGCUUUAACAACCCGGUAGAAUCCAUAUUAUAAAUGAUCAGAAUUUACCGUGUGCAACACGUUGUCAUUGGCAACCAUUCACAGCCACUUGCAUAACUGUAUCGUAGUACUACCUCAGAGUUUCAUUCAUAAGAGUUUGCCGUGUGCAAAAACUAUUAAACCAUUGGUCAGGGAAAGCUUUAAUUAAUUAUUCAUGUGCCAAAGUUGAAAGUUUAAACUAAGUCUAAACAGUAUUUUAGUGAUAAGGCAGGGAAUGCGUUGCCUUAUAUAAACUAUAUAGUCAUUGCGCAUGACGGGAUUGGUGGAAUGAGAUCACAGAAUGUGGAGAUGCAGUCCAUGUUAAAAAAUGACAAACCAAGUCGUACUUUAAAAAUUCAUAACUUUAAAACUACAACAGCUAAAAAUAUGAUUUUGGUGUUAUAAUUCUUUAAAAAAUUACAUCUUUUCAACUAUGCCAUUGGUUUAUUUUUACAAAAAGUUUAAAUUUUCUUAUCAAAGUCCCUACACUAUUGGCCACUAUUAGCGGUGCUGACUCUAGCCUCUGGUAUGUACGGAAUAUUAAACAUUAAACAAGCUCAACGCUCGAAACAAUCGAUUAAUGUAUCGUGAUCGUGUGAAAUUCGGGAAAGAGAAUUACUUUUAUUUCAGAUUAUGAUCCGGUGAGUCACAAAAUCUGGCAAAUUCCGAAAUCCGGUAUAUUCCGGAAUCCGGUUAUUCCGGAUACAUGUAAAUCCGGCGGAACCGGAUUUCACCGGAUAGUGCAAAAUCCGGCGGAACCGGAUUCCGGACCGGGGUCCGGCACACCCCUACCAUAAACCUAACCCAAAGCUGAAGGCCACAAGUAAGCACCAACUGUUAGCAGCCGUAUAAACACAUGGAAUUUGAAAAUGAACAAAAAACCAUAAAAAUGGCAAAAAAGAAGCCAAAAAUAAUUCUAAAAACCAAGAAAUAAUUAAAACCCAACGGCUUUACAACCCAACUUACAGUUUCAUGAAAUACACUUUUACACACUUUAUUUCAGGUUCCGGUAGUUUCAAUUGAAAAAAAAAUAUGCACAAAUAAUUGGAGCACAACUGCGGCAUUAGGCCAACAUGUUGAAAAGAUGGUGGCUCAAAAAAAAUAAGAUAAUUAGCCAACCAAUGAUAAUUUAAAAUUAUAAACAAUCAACCAAUUAAGUUUUAAAUAGAAACAUGUCAUCAGCACUUCCACCAAUAAUAAAAUGAACAAAAUGUAAUGACUCCUGCACAAAUUUUAAAUAAACCGCAAAUGACGUCAUGGGUAUUAGUCCUAACAAUUUAAGUUUAAGGGAAAUAGUUUUUAAUCAACCCAUACUCUUUUCUUCUGAAACUAUUAUUGAGCUUUAAUUGGGAUUAGAUCUUUCUGAUGCUGAUGAGGAAAAGGGUCGUGAAAUUGUGUAAGGAAAUAGUCCUACUAUAGCUCAAAAUUUAGGCCUACACGAGCCUGUAGGUUUGACAGGUUUUAGACAGAGUGCCAACGUAUAUAUUAAUUUAGUACUAUCGACUUGACACUGUGCUAGCCACACAAUGCCCUAAAAGUGAACAAAACACAUUAGUAUUUUUAACACCCAUUUCUGAACAGAUAAUUCUCUACGAGCUAUCAAUAAUUGAAAACAAAAAAGUUAUAAGACAAUUUGCAAACCUAACAAAUUUUGGCCCAUUCCAAAAUGUCUAGGCCACAGGGAAUAAUUAGCAAAAUAAUAGUGGGUACCCGGUGCUUAGACUAUACAUAGCAAAAAAAAGUAGGUCGGUGCCAGAAAGGUUAGUAUAUUAGAUAAAAUUCAGUCACCUUAAUCUGUAUAUUACAAAUGUAAAAAGAGAUAGACAGAGAAAGGUGACUAAAUAUUUUAAAUUUAUCUUGCCUCAUUAUGUCAAAUAAUCUAAAUCAUGUCAUAUAAUUGCCUGAGCCAUUCUGGCUUGCAAACUGUUGUGAAAUGGAAAGCUUACGUAAAAAGGGCUAGCUGAGUUGGGAUUAGCAGUAGGCAUGACAAUGUCUUAGAUGGUACAUAGGUCAUGGCGCUUCCUAGACGACCUAGACUUACAUCUUCUUAGUUACUAAUUCAAAACAUUUGAAUUUUAGCUCUUAACCUAUUUGAUAAACGUUGCUCUCGCCCAGCAACUACAACUUUUUUUUUCUAAUUUUUGUCUUGUUAGUGGAGAUUCCACUACCGGUACCGUACCCAGAAAAUUAUGUUUAAAUGUACAUGAUUACAUAAUUGAAAUGAAUGGCAUGCUUGUUAAAAAUAGACCUAAUACACCUUUACUAAAUGUUUAAAAAGGCCUAUCUAGAAAGCUACUGGUAUCUAUAAAGAUUCUUUAGCACAAAUUGCAGCUGAGACUUCCACUGGAGGAUUAGUCACACUAGUCACUUAUGUAGGUUUCAUUAAAAAAUAAGCUUCAUCCAUUCUCUUCCUGAAGACUGAGAGAGGCCAAAGAUCUUCUUCAGGAAUCAAAAUAUUAUUUACCACAUUAUUGUUAAUUUUUAGGCUUUUACACUAAUAAUAAAUGAUAGAAUUGUUUGACAGGUUUAAAAUAACUUUUGCCCCCUCAUGAUUACUUUGUAUUAGUCCAAUGUCCAUAUAAUUUCCUUGUAAAUCAUUUUCACCCUAUGACAGUGGGUCAAUAUCAGCGACUCUAAAUCAGCAUGUGGCACUUUGUAAGAAUAGAUUCAGCUCUCUAAUUUUUUAAAAUUAACGACUUUUGAGCUUACAGCCCCUCUCUGCGGCUCGGCUCUUGUCCCUGAAUAAUUUCUCAGCAUACAUAAUUUAUAAAAUGACUCCUCACUCAAAAACCGUUAUCAUCCUCUGAAGUUAAGCCUUGAAUUGCUCAGUACAUAAUAAACCUAUCAUUUCAAUAUUUCCAACUCACAUUUAUCCCCUUAUGUCUUCUAAAGAUAUACAAAAAAUGUUUGUUCUGUAUUAUUUUAGGGUUUCUGCACCUGUUAGACAGGCCCCUGCACCUGUCAGACAGGCCCCAGCCCAAGUACCAGCUCAUGCGCCACCACCUCCUCCACCAGCAACUUAUGCCCCACAACCUAAACAGCCUGGUAUGUUUGCCCAGAUGGCAACUACAGCUGCAGGUGUAGCAGUUGGCUCAGCAGUGGUCAGUACUACCAUUUUAUUAAUUUUGGCCUGUUGUAAAUGUCAUUGCUUUGUAUGAAAAUGAUUUCUCAACUUCAUUAAACUUGCCUCAUUUAAAGGGGGGAGGGGGGAAAAUAUUCGCGCUGACAUAUCUCUCCUUGUUAUUUUACAGUAACAAUUAAAUCAUGCACCCCCUUCAGAUUUCUUUGAAUGUAUGAUUCUGCAUGAUUUAAAAAAUUAUUUUAAAAAUGUAUCUGUGUGUUAGUAGUGGAUAUAACAUGGAUAACAUUGGUUUAACAUUUAGAAAAUUGUUGACGAAAGUCAAUUAUGUUUUUCCAUGUUAUUUAUUGAUUGAUUUAUUUUUCUCAGGGUCAUGUUGUUGGUUCUGCCAUCACAGGGGGUUUGGGAGGUGGUAGCAGCCAUGAGACGGCCCCAGCUCCUGCCGCUGCCCCAGCACCUGUAGCUGCCCCCGCCCCACCAGCCCAGCCACUAUACAACAAUGCUGAUCAGAGGGCCAAUCCUUGCCAGUAUCAACUUCAACAAUUCCUUGAAUGCACACAGACACAACAUGAUAUAAGCCUUUGUGCUGGGUUUAAUGAAGCCUUGAAGGAAUGCAAGUUUCGAUAUGGUGAGUUAAGAUUUGAUUUUUGUGUUUUAGUUUGAUAGCUGCUGUUAAGUAUUUCAUAAUUUUAUCACUAUUCUCUUGAGAACAAAGUUAUGAGCCCAAGGAUGGAGCUAGUAAGGGGAUAUCGAUUGGUUGUAUUUUUUGUUGUUGUUGUUGUUGUUGUGAAUUAAGUCGUUCUUUUUCCAUUGAACCAAUUCUUUUUCAGAUUAGAUAACAAAUAAACCCACAAAUGUCAAAAACAGUUCACUUAGCAAUGGUUAACAAUCAGUCUUAGGGACCGUACUCUUGUCAUUAUAUGUAGGAUUAUAGAUGAGGAUUAUAUGUAGCUUCUUAAAAAUUUAUGAUCCAUGAGGUUCACUGACUUCGCUUAACUUAGUUUAAUUUCAUGAAAAGUAAUUUGAGAGUUAUUUGCUUCUGUAGCUAUUAAUCCAUUUGUCUGUUCACAGGUCUACAAUGAAACAGUAACAGAAGUCAAGUAAUCUCAGGCCCUCCAGAUGGUUACACCAGUCAAAUGUACAUAGUGCAGAUGGGCAUACAAGUGACAUUAACCAAAUUUAGAGUGAUUUAGUUAGACUCAUAGUCAAGAGAACCUGGAGAUAGUUGCAGUUUAUUUGUUAAAUGAAAGAGGUGGUAUUAUAUGGGCUUUGAGUUUUCCAAUUUUCUUUUUCACUUCUGCUUGAACGAUCCUUCAUUAUAUUUUUUUUUUUUUUUGCCCCUAAUUUUACAUUUUGAAACUGAAUUGAAGAGUGUACAAGUUUUUAAAAACUUUUAAGUAGUACUUGUACAGUAUAUAUGAAUAAGUUCCUCAGACCUCAAGUCUAGCCACAAAAAAAACACACUUUUUUUGGAUGGUUGUCUGUGUGCAGUAAAGAAGAGCACUGUCUGGUUUAUUAACAUUGUUGUAUGCAAUAACCACAUUGUAUACUGAAAAUAACCUACAGAUAUUAUAAAUAAAUGGUCAUGCACAAAAUUGUUGAAUUUGCUUGAAAGUCAUUUUGUCAUGUGAUUUUGAUUUAUAAAAACAGCUUAAAUUACACCUGCACCUGCUUGAUAGUUAACUAUUUCCCGCAAUUCUAAGACAAAAUUACAUGUCUGCCUAAUCCCAAA
Molecule: messenger RNA, 7699 nt
Organism: Lymnaea stagnalis (great pond snail)
Lineage: Eukaryota; Metazoa; Mollusca; Gastropoda; Lymnaeidae
Source: the annotation of a GenBank genome assembly